CAAGCAGCAGAGAUUAAAUAGCAAUAAACAUAGCACAUAGAUAAGUUGGUUAGCCCAUUUUUCUAUGAUUAAUUCAUGCUAGAUUUCUAUUUAGUAGUUUAUUCAGUUAGUAGCACUGCUGAAACUCCUAAAAAUGCUAAGUGUGUGAUUUAGGGAGUCUCUACAACAAAGGAUGUUGGGAGGUUAGAAGGGUUUUAAGAAGUGAAGUACCACCUGAAGCCAGAUCAUCUGAGAAAGAUAUCAGAUAGAACGGAGUAAUUGGGCAAUAAACCUGGAUUUGAGAUGUCAGAGGAAGAAGAUUCUUUUCUGAAUGUUAAAAGAUCUUUGAAAAAGAGAAUGGUGAAACACAGCACUCCAGUGGACUCAAUGCUUUCAAGAACAAUGCCAUCUCUUACAGAUCUGAUAAAUCAGUCAGUGAAGGACCAAGAUACCAGUAAGAGACUUUAUGGAUCGCCAGUGCCAAAACCAAAUCUAAGUAGAUCAUUAGCUCAAGUAUCAUCAGCACAUGUUGAAGCAUACAUCCCUCAUAUGUCCCCAAAAAGGCCUUCAACAGUGUUUAACUCUCAAGAAUUAAACAAAGAGAUAAGCCAAAGCUCUCGGGUUGUAUUUUCUAGAAAGAGGCUUUCCACUGUGUUGGCUUCUGAUGAAUCAAAUGAAGACCCAAGUGACAAGGUUGUCCCAAAAGAGGAAACUCAAGCUUCCACCAAAGCCUCUGAGGAGACUGCAGUAACUCCCAAGAGUGCACCUUCACGGCUUGUUACUGGAAUACCAGGGAUAAAAGAUGUCCUGAUAGUGAAAACCAGGAAGAAGAAAAUUGAUAAAGCUUUUGUGAGAAAGAAACAACAAGAAUGGGUGCUUCGUCAACUUAAAAACAUUGAGGAAGCAACUGAACAUGAACUGACAAUUGAAGAAGCUUGAUUGAACUACCCGUGGAAUCGGUGCUAUCACAUCCUUCUUGUGGGAAUAGUUGGUUCCAA
Athene cunicularia (burrowing owl) is the source of this 977-nucleotide messenger RNA. RefSeq lists its product as uncharacterized. The transcript has 3 exons. The record is from RefSeq and is a predicted model, not a curated record. NCBI's taxonomy places the organism in Eukaryota, Metazoa, Chordata, Aves, Strigiformes, Strigidae. Bases 283 to 918 code for a protein of 211 amino acids.